This is a messenger RNA of Clunio marinus, 1089 nucleotides long. NCBI's taxonomy places the organism in Eukaryota, Metazoa, Arthropoda, Insecta, Diptera, Chironomidae. The record is from the annotation of a GenBank genome assembly.
UUUGUUAUCAUUCGAUUUUACAUCUAAACCUCGGUUUAAAAACGUUUUCCUAAAAUCGAGGUUCUUCUGUAAAAUUCAAAUUGUCAGACAGAUAUAAAAUAUCAAACUCGCUUCACCUCGAUUAUUGCUAACUGUUUUAUCAAAACAACAAUAAAUUUGUCUUAAAAUUAACUGCGCUUAAAUUAUCUUUGAAAUGGCUUUACGUGCUGAAUUUGAAAAUUCCAGUGACAUUGGUGUAUUUGCCAAACUAACAAACACUUAUUGCUUAACUGCAAUCGGAGGAUCCGAAGCAUUUUACAGUGUUUUUGAGGGAGAACUUUCAGAAACAAUACCAGUCAUCCAUGCAAGUAUAGCUGGAUGUCGAAUCAUAGGUAGAUUAACAGUAGGAAACAGAAAAGGUCUCUUGGUGCCGCAUUCAACUACAGAUUUGGAACUUCAACACUUGCGAAACGCGCUUCCAGACUCAGUAAAGAUUCAACGAGUGGAAGAGAGAUUAUCAGCGCUUGGUAAUGUUAUUGCAUGUAAUGAUUAUGUCUCGUUGAUUCACCCCGACAUAGAUAGAGAAACAGAAGAAAUUAUCACGGAUGUGUUGGGAGUGGAAGUCUUUCGCCAGACAAUAUCAGGGAACAGCCUUGUUGGUGCUUACUCAGUUUUAAACAAUCAAGGAGGAAUUAUACAUCCGAAAACCAGUGCUCAAGAGCUUGAUGAGUUAUCUUCAUUACUUCAAGUUCCUCUUGUUGCUGGCACAGUAAAUCGUGGAAGUGAACUUCUUGCUGCGGGAAUCGUUGCCAAUGAUUGGACAGCUUUUUGUGGCAUCACAACAACAUCAACCGAACUAUCAGUGAUUGAAAGCGUUUUCAAAUUAAAUGAAAGUCAGCCAUCGAAAAUCACAUCCAAUCUCAGAGCUUCACUUAUCGAAGCAAUGUCCUAAAUUAAUUUUCAUUUCCAAAAGUAUCUUCAUCUUUCCUUAUCUAGUUUUCUGACCUUGUCAGUCUGGAAUAAUUUUAUCUAAUGAUGAUGAACCUUUAUCUGAAUUUGUGCACAUUAAAAUUAUAAUAAAUAAAAAGUAAUGAUGAAUAAGAUAAGAAA